AUGGCCAGCCGCACGGCAUGUUUUGGGUCGGCGCGACCCCUGACCACCCGGGUAUGCCGUCGCAGCCUGGUCACCCGCGCGUCGGCGGGCUCGGCAAGGCCCCAGCGGAAGCGUCCAGAGUACAUCCCCAACCGCAUCGACGAUCCCAACUACGUCCGCGUGUUUGACACCACCCUGCGCGAUGGGGAGCAGUCUCCGGGCGCCACCCUGACCAGCAAGGAGAAGAUGGAGAUCGCCAAGCAGCUGCAGAAGCUGGGUGUGGACGUCAUCGAGGCUGGCUUCCCCAUCGCCUCGCCCGACGACUUCGAGGCCGUGCGCUCAAUUGCCAUGGAGGUGGGCAACAAUGUGGACGCCGACGGCUACGUCCCGGCCAUCUGCGGCCUGUCUCGGUCGCGCGAGGCCGACCUGGAGCGGGCCUGGGAUGCGGUGCGCCACGCCCGCCACCCGCGCGUCCACGUCUUCCUGGCCACCUCGCCCAUCCACAUGGAGCACAAGCUGCGCAUGACCCCUGACCAGGUCAUCCGCCAGGCGGUGGAGAGCGUCAAGCACCUCCGCUCCCUGGGCUGCAAGGACAUCGAGUUCUCGCCGGAGGAUGCCACCCGGUCCCACCCGACCUUCCUGUAUGAGGUGCUGGCCGAGGUCAUCAAGGCUGGGGCCACCACCCUGAACAUCCCAGACACCACCGGCUGGAGCCUGCCCCAUGAGUUCCAGGUGCUUCGGGGCCUGAUCACGGACCUGCGCGCCAAUGUGCACGGCGCCAACGACGUCAUCUUCUCCACCCACUGCCAGAACGAUCUGGGCCUCUCCACCGCCAACUCCCUUGCUGGUGCCAUGGGCGGCGCGCGCCAGGUGGAGUGCACCAUCAACGGCAUCGGCGAGCGCGCCGGGAACGCCUCGCUGGAGGAGAUCGUCAUGGCCAUCGCCCUGCGUGGCGAGCGCCAGCUGGGCGGCCUCUGGACCGGGAUCAACCCGGUGCACAUCGCGGUGACAUCCAAGAUGGUGUGCGACUACAGCGGCAUGCCGGUGCAGCCGCACAAGGCGAUCGUGGGCGCCAACGCCUUUGCGCACGAGUCCGGCAUCCACCAGGACGGCAUGCUGAAGUCGCGGGACACCUACGAGAUCAUGACCCCCGAGUCCAUCGGCCUGGCCCGCGCCUCGGGCGUGGGCCUGGUGCUGGGCAAGCACAGCGGGCGCCACGCGCUGUCCACGCGCCUGGCGGAGCUGGGGUACGGCGACCUGCCGGCGGAGCGCGUGGCGGAGCUGUUCCGCCGCUUCAAGGACCUGGCGGACAAGAAGAAGGACAUUGCCGACGAGGACCUGCUGGCCCUGGUGCAGGACGGCGUGCACCAGCCGGAGGCGGUGUGGGCGCUGGGUGAUCUGCAGGUGGUCUGUGGCUCCAUGGGCCUGCCCACCGCCACGGUCAAGCUGAUCGGCCCCGACGGCCUGCCCCGCGUGGCGGCGGGCAUGGGCACCGGGCCCGUGGACGCAGCCUACAAGGCCAUCGACAGCCUGGUGCGAGUGCCCGCGCGCCUGGUGGACUACUCCAUGAACGGCGUGACCGAGGGCAUCGAGGCCCUGGCCGUGACCCGCGUCAUCCAGGCCUGA
Messenger RNA from Auxenochlorella protothecoides, 1605 nucleotides. RefSeq names its product 2-isopropylmalate synthase A. The record is from RefSeq and is a predicted model, not a curated record. Gene Ontology annotation, biological process: L-leucine biosynthetic process. NCBI's taxonomy places the organism in Eukaryota, Viridiplantae, Chlorophyta, Trebouxiophyceae, Chlorellales, Chlorellaceae. Gene Ontology annotation, molecular function: 2-isopropylmalate synthase activity. The transcript has 8 exons. The coding region runs from base 1 to 1605 and encodes 534 amino acids.